Messenger RNA from Thermothelomyces thermophilus ATCC 42464, 936 nucleotides. RefSeq names its product polysaccharide lyase family 1 protein. Lineage: Eukaryota; Fungi; Ascomycota; Sordariomycetes; Sordariales; Chaetomiaceae. The coding region runs from base 1 to 936 and encodes 311 amino acids. The transcript is spliced from 3 exons. The record is from RefSeq and is a predicted model, not a curated record. Gene Ontology annotation, molecular function: pectate lyase activity.
AUGAAGUUCUCUAUCUCUCUCGUUCUCCCGCUCCUUCGGCUUGCGGGCCUCGCCUGGGCUGGGUGCCAGGACAACGCGGACGGUUUUGCUGCGCUGAACGGCGGUACCACUGGCGGCAACGGUGGCACUGUAGUGACUGUCAACAAUCAAGCAGACCUCGAGAAGUACGCCAAAGCGAGUGGAAAGUAUGUGAUCAAAGUGUCGGGCAAGAUCAACAUCUCGCCCAAAGGGACCGAGGUUGAUGUAGCCAACGACAAGACCAUCGUCGGUAUUGGCGCGACUGCUCAGAUUUCUGGGGGAGGCUUCCGGAUCAUCAACAGGCGCAACGUUAUUAUUCGCAACCUGCGAAUUGGCAACACCGAUGGUGGCGAGGAACUGGACUGGGACGGAAUCCAGGUUGAUACCUCUACCAACAUCUGGAUCGACCACUGCAUCUUCGAAACCAUCGGCGACGGAGGCAUCGACCUGCGCAAGGAUUCGGACUACUGGACCGUAUCCAACUCGUGGAUCAAGGGCGUCAACAAGGCAUUCGGUAUCGGCUGGACCGACAACGUCGUGACCAAGGGGACGAUCCACCACGUCUACUUCGACGGAACAACGCAGCGGAAUCCCAGCGCGGACAACAUGCUUUACGCCCACAUGUACAACAAUUACCUGCGGGGCUGCAAGAGUUACGGCCACUAUGCCCGCGGUGCGACCAACGCGCGCAUCGAGAACGUAUAUUUUGAGGACUGCAAGAAUCCGCUCACCGCAGAUUCGGAGGCCACGCUGACGGCUAUCGGCAACAUUUACGACGGCACCAGCGGCACCAUUGCCAAAGACAUCGGCGUCUCGUUCGACCCGGCCAACUUCUAUUCGUACAAGCUCAACGCUACCGCCGACGUGCCUAGCAUCGUUCUCGCAAACGCUGGUCCCAAGGCUGAUGUAUGCACCUAG